AUGAAAAUGAGCGCCCAUAACUUCAAUGAAAAUUUGGCUCAACCGACCUAUCCAGUUCGACCGUACGAUUGACUAACUUUUUAAGCCAUUCAAAAAAAUUACUCAUCUUAUUUUGAAUUAUUUGGAUGAAUAGAAAAAGCUCAGAAUAUAGUUUUAAAAAAAGGAAAAAAAUUAUUUUGAGAAAUUUACAUUAGUUGAAUUUCGAAAAAAAUUUUUUUCACAGGAAUGUGCGGGGCUUCAGCUUCAAUCCAGGAGUCAACGCUUUGGUACGUUCUUUAAACAAAAUUUUUCGAACUUUUUCCUCAGUGUCCCAAAUUCUACGGAAUAAUAAAAAAAAAUUAAUCUGAAUUUCCAGCAAAUGUUGCAGUUUCACUACAGUUCUCCGACUGUCUCUCAAAAACGUAUUGAAAUUUCAAAAAUUAACUCAAAAAAGUUGUAUGGUUCAGAAGAUGCUCGAUCCUUGAGGAAUAUUGCUGCUGGAGUGAAUGAAAGUCGGGACGAACAAAGGCAAAAAAACGCAAGCAACGAGGUUUUAAUAAUCAACCUAAUUUUUGAGCGAGGAAAAAAGUAAUUGUCAAAAUUUGAAUUAUGUUGAAGGAAAAAUUAAAGCAAUUCAGGUGUGAGUCAGGGUAGCCGCCGAGUAGCAAACUAGUGACUUCGGUUUUUUUAUUUUAUUUUUUUGUACUGUUAGCAAUUUUUCCGACCAAAAAAAUACUAGUUUUUUUAUUAAAAAAAUUUAAUACGCAAUAUGGUUAUCGUGUCGAAAAAAAUCGAAUAAAAAUAUUAGUUGACCUUAUUUUUCAAAGUUAUCUAAAUUACUAAAAGAAAAUAUCCAGUUUUAUGAAAAGCUUUAAUGACAGACAGCAUCGAAAGUACCUUUUUUGUGACGGAUAUUUUUUCUUCGAAUUCGAGAACGUUCGAAAGAAACACUUGGUAUUACAGUUAUUCGGAGCACCUGCGUUUCAAGUCUCAUCGCCUUCUCAGAUCCCUCUUCCUCCGCCAAGGACUCCAUUCGCAAGACGUGCUCUUCUGGAAACCCCUUCCAGAAUCCCUCUACCUCCGGCCAGAGUCGUUCCUAAGCCUGAACCUCGCAACGUCCCAUUUCCUGUUCAAGAACGUUUUGGGUCUGAAUGUCACAAGGAAUAUCCAAGAGGCCAGUUUCAACUCAGCUCAUUCUGAAUAAGAUUGUAUGUGUUUAGGAUCUGUCCUGUCUUCUACUUUGGCCCGGACGAUGAAGAAAAAAAGAAAGCCGAUGAAGAGGAAACCCGCGAAAAGGAACAAAAUAAACUUCGAUUAUGAACCAACUUCUUCAAUAGGAGACCCUCUAAAACCUGUUGCCAACACGGUGACUCAGAUUGUGCUUGAACAAAAAAAUUGUCUUCCUACUUCUGUUCCAAAACUUCAAUUACGAGAUUCUAACAUUCCCUCAAGAAAAUUUUCUUUUCGCCGUGCUGAAAAGCCACAAAAUUCUCACAUGAACAUUAUGAGCCAUGAACACUUUUCACAAUCAUUCUACGGCCAUCAACCUUUUGUUCAACAACCAUACUACCAAUGUAGCCUCCCUAUGUACGGAUCAGGGUUCGGUUUAUCUACUAAUCGGAUAAUUUCACACAUUUUCAGAAACGUAAUGGCCUCUUCCAGUUAUGAAUGUUUCUCAGAAAUGUAUGAUAAUGCCCAAAGAGCAGGUUUUAUCAACUGCGAAAACUGUAAGCCUUACUUUCCGGCAAAUUAAUCAGUAAAAAUUAAGCACGUAGACCUGUCCCUGGAAUGUUGGCCGUGACAGACGUCAACAUCAAGUUUGUCUCCAGCGAGCUCCUUAAGGAAAAUCUCCAUGAAGAAUCCGGUGACAUUGUCCCUUUGUACACUUUACAAUUCUAA
Molecule: messenger RNA, 1878 nt
Organism: Caenorhabditis auriculariae
Lineage: Eukaryota; Metazoa; Nematoda; Chromadorea; Rhabditida; Rhabditidae
Source: the annotation of a GenBank genome assembly